Messenger RNA from Scleropages formosus (Asian bonytongue), 1461 nucleotides. Its product is annotated as calretinin-like. The record is from RefSeq and is a predicted model, not a curated record. Gene Ontology annotation, cellular component: terminal bouton; dendrite; cytosol. The transcript has 11 exons. Lineage: Eukaryota; Metazoa; Chordata; Actinopteri; Osteoglossiformes; Osteoglossidae. Bases 186 to 998 code for a protein of 270 amino acids. Gene Ontology annotation, molecular function: calcium ion binding. Gene Ontology annotation, biological process: regulation of presynaptic cytosolic calcium ion concentration; regulation of long-term synaptic potentiation.
CCCACAGGAUCGCGCGCGCCAGGCAGCCACGCGGCGCCGGUGUUUAUAAGCGGCGGAGCAGCGCGAGCGCGGACAGUACGAGCUCGGGACCGGUCUCGUGUAAAACUUCUGUGGGAAUUUUGAAGAGCGCGCGACGGAAAGAUAGAAAAAACAAGAAGAACUCAAAGAAGGCGACGACAGGGACGAUGGCCAACAAAGCGCCGCAGCCACCACUCCACCUGACCGAGGUGACCGCCUCCCAAUUCUUGGACAUCUGGAGACACUUCGACACGGACGGCAAUGGCUACAUUGAGGGGAAGGAGCUGGAGAACUUCUUUCAGGAACUGGAGAUGGCACGGAGAGGAGCUGGUGUGGACCCCACAAAUGCCUCUUUCAGAGAAAAAAUGAACGAGUUCAUGCAGAAGUUUGACAAGAACGCAGAUGGAAAGAUCGAGAUGUCAGAGCUGGCUCAGAUCCUCCCCACAGAGGAGAACUUCCUGCUGUGCUUCAGACAGUUUGUGGGCUCCAGUGCCGAGUUCAUGGCGGCAUGGCGGCGCUAUGACACGGACCGCAGUGGCUACAUUGAAGCCAAUGAGCUUAAGGGCUUCCUGUCGGACCUGCUGAAGAAGGCCAACAGACACUACGAUGACCAGAAGCUGCAUGAGUAUACACAGACCAUCCUGCGAAUGUUUGACCUCAAUGGAGAUGGGAAGCUCGGCUUGUCUGAAAUGGCCAGGCUGCUCCCAGUACAGGAGAACUUCCUCCUCAAGUUCCAGAGCCUGAAGCUGACCAGUGAGCAAUUCAAUGCCAUUUUCACUUUCUACGACAAGGAUGGAAACGGUUACAUUGAUGAGCAGGAACUGGACGCUCUGCUCAGAGACCUAUGUGAGAAGAACCGCAAGGAGAUAGACAUUCAGAACCUGACGAGCUACAAAAAGAGCAUCAUGGCUCUGUCAGAUGGGGGGAAGCUGUACCGUACGGAGCUGGAGAUCGUGCUGUGUUGGGAGCCCAUGCUCUGAGCCCUCUGACCCCUGACCUCAAAGCAACAUGUCAUUUGUAGCCCCCCCGCUGCACAUCACAUCUGUCUCCCACAUCACUAUGCUCUUCUGCAGCCAGAUGCAUGUGCCGGCUGCUCCUUCAGCCCUUCAUCUAUAAAGUCUGCUGGCCCCUCCUCUUCUCCAAACAUGUUUUGCCAUAGGCCACACCCACUCAUCUUUCUCAGCUACAGAUUAAUAUCCUAUAAUGUAAUAUUGUUUUUUUUUUACUUUACUGGACGUUUAACUAACAUGAACUGAAAAUAAAUUAAGAAAUGUCACAAAAGAAGACAAUGCUAUAGAAGAUAUGAGUAUGAAAGCAGGUAUGAGUAUGAAUAUGUAUAUGAAUUAAGUAAGAUUAGUGGAACUGUUUUGAACUCUUCGAGCAUUUCAUACUCUUCUCCCUGGAAUGUGACUGGGCACAACAAUAAAGGGACCUGGAAGCAGC